AUGCGGCAGAAGACCGGCAGGAGGGAGGGAGGGGCGGAGCUGCGGGCGCGGGUCCUCAGCGCGGAGGAGGAGCGGAGGCUGCGGGGCCACGGCGCGCUGGUGUCCGACUUCCGGCAGCAGAAGCUGGAGAGGGAGGCCCGGAGGAACUGGGACCUUUUCUACAAAAGGAACCGCACGCGCUUCUUCAAGGACAGGCACUGGACCGCCAGGGAGUUCGGGGAGCUGAGGGCGUGCCGGCAGUUUGAAGAUCAAAAGCUGACAAUUCUUGAAGCUGGCUGUGGGGUUGGAAACUGUUUGUUCCCGCUUCUAGAGGAAGACCCGAAUAUCUUUGCCUACGCCUGCGAUUUCUCCCCAAGGGCAGUUGAAUAUGUCAAGCAAAAUCCCUUAUACGACCCAGGAAGGUGCCGGGUCUUCCAGUGUGAUCUGACGUGUGACGACCUUCUAGACCACGUCCCUCCAGAGUCCGUGGACGUCGUCCUGCUGAUAUUUGUGCUCUCCGCCAUCCAUCCUGAGAAAAUGCCCCUUGUCUUACAGAACAUCUGCAAGGUGUUAAAACCGGGUAAAAGGGUGUUAUUUCGAGACUACGGGCUGUAUGACCACGCCAUGCUGAGGUUCAAAGCCGGCAGCAAACUUGGAGAAAACUUCUAUGUCCGACAGGACGGGACCAGGUCGUACUUUUUCACGGAUGGGUUCCUGGCGCGGCUCUUCACGGAGGCGGGCUGUGAGGAGGUGCUGAGCACAUACGUGUUCCGGGAGACGGUGAACGAGAAGGAAGGCCUGCGCGCGCCUCGGGUGUUCCUCCAGAGCACCUUCCAGAAGCCUCUGCGGAGCGCAGCUUCGGGGCCGCGCGGCCGGGUCCCACACCCUGGUCCCUCGUAGGCUGCACCUGGGCCUUCCCUCGCCUGGGGUGGUUGGGCUUCUUGUCUUUAUGUUCUUAUAUUGGAACUUUUGUAAUGAGUGUGCACAGUGUGGGUUUACUUUCCACAAGUCGGUGACCCGCGGCCAACCGGGUAGGUUGCCUCGUUAAUUUCGGAUAUUUUGAGAGAGGCCAUGUUCACAGAAUUUUUGUGGCCACACUUUGGUAAACUUGUCCCAUUUUUAUCGUUGUUGUUAAUCUCUUGCUGUGCCUGACUCAUCAGCCAGACUUUCCCACAGGUGUGUCUGCAGAGGAAAGCGGUGGUGUGUGGACGGUCAGGGCCUGUCCACGGUCAGGCAUCCACGAGGACCUAGAACAUGUCCCCAUGGAUAGGCAGGAGCAACUGUAUGACUUCUGUAUUAAAAAGUAACAAGCGCGUGUGUGUGUUGAGUGUGAGUGUUAUAGAAAUGCAAAUAAAACUCCAAGGCCUGAGAAGUAAA
Molecule: messenger RNA, 1356 nt
Organism: Carlito syrichta (Philippine tarsier)
Lineage: Eukaryota; Metazoa; Chordata; Mammalia; Primates; Tarsiidae
Gene: METTL6
Product: methyltransferase like 6
Exons: 6
Coding region: 1-879 (292 amino acids)
Source: RefSeq, a predicted model, not a curated record